AUGAGCCGAGACAGUCAGACCUCGGCGAUGACCACUCAACAACUGCUCGUCGUCUGCGGGCUGGCCUUGCUCACUAGGUUUUUUACGAACCUGGAGGCGAUACCGGGCAUGUCCACUCUGUCCAUGGCCUGCUGCUGCGUAUUGGCAGAGGCCGUGGGGCCCUUGUGGCUCUUCCUGCUAAGCCUCGUGGGCGUGGGCAUCAUGCAAGGCCUCUCAACGUGGGGCUACCUGCAGGCCGAUGCCUUGCUGAUUUGCGUCCUCUUGCAGAUACCGCUCAGCAUCGCCUACUUGACACAUCGAAGGCUUGUGAAGCUGCACCCAGAGAGCGCGGUUGUCACACUGGCCUUUCCUUGCAUCAACACCGCUUUGUGGAUUCUAUCCUUCUUCUUCCUUCCCAUCGGCUCCAUCGCGAGCCCGGCCUACGACCUGGCGGGCCAGGCUCUUAUCCUGACACAAUGUGCCGCGUGGUUUGGACGCAGCGGUGUCACCUUCGUCCUCAGCUGGCUGGCGGCGGCCGGUGCCCACCGAUUUACCCACCCAUCUGCAGUGCGGGGCUGGAGGGCAUCACUUUUAACUUUGUUCUCCCUUUGCCUCGCAGGGGGUGUCCGCUACUAUGCGCCCACGACGUUCAUGGGCAUGCAGUUCGAACCGCCGGGAGGAGAGCCGCAAGAUUAUUAUCGGGUCAGCUGCAUCAGCAUGAUGCGAGACAUGUACGGCGAGACCCAAAAGCGCCUCGAGGCCGGUGAUACCAUCGUAAUGCACAGCGAAGUGAGCACACCCGCCAGUGGCGGGUCUCCUGUUCCGAAGUACCAGGACCUUCUCCAGAAGCAUUAUCAAAAGACGCAGAUACAGGCCGUGGUGGUGCUGUGCUAUCGUCAGGACGGCAGGUCGUGGUACAACCUUGUGUCGAAGGAUGGCUCGGCGAUGAGCUACGCCAAGAACCAUCCGGUGCCAGUGAUCGAAGCCGGCCUGAAGCCAGGGGACGCACCGCCUUCGGUGGCCUCUGUGCAAAUCGGUAGUGCCUCGAAGAAUACCACGGUCACGGGAACCAUUUGUUUUGACACGGACUUCCCCUCGGUGACGCGCCCGAUCGGUUCAGCUGAUAUGCUUCUGGAAAGCAGUGCCACCUGGAGUAACAUCGGCCGGCAGCAUCUGCACGGGCACCAGUAUGCGGCGCUAGAGAAUGGUCAGACCCUGGUGAAGUGCACCUACAUGGGCUUCAGUGGAGCUAUCAAUCCUUAUGGCUCCAUAAUCAUUCAGCUUCCUCAGACCAAGAGGAACGUGGUGUACUUCCAGGUGCCACGCUUCCCCAAGGCAGCUGUUUUCCCUUGGAUGUACACGGCUUUCGACAUCUUCAUGGGUAUUUCGGCGUGUGUCUGGCUUGUCUUGGCAUUGUCACCUGAAAUCAGUAGCCGUGUGCUGGGCGAUGGCCAUCUGUAA
Molecule: messenger RNA, 1440 nt
Organism: Symbiodinium sp. CCMP2592
Lineage: Eukaryota; Dinophyceae; Suessiales; Symbiodiniaceae
Source: the annotation of a GenBank genome assembly